Molecule: messenger RNA, 405 nt
Organism: Cetraspora pellucida
Lineage: Eukaryota; Fungi; Glomeromycota; Glomeromycetes; Diversisporales; Gigasporaceae
Source: the annotation of a GenBank genome assembly
AUGGCUUCAUCAUAUAACCUUUUGUUUAUUGCAUGGUUAAAGCGAAAAGAUGGAACAUCUUUUAAAGUAGAGUUAGUUCAUAACUGUUAUGCAGCCUUGGCAUGCUAUUUAAGAGAACAUAGUGCAAUUGAAAGUGGAAUGCGUUUAUGGGAUAAAUAUUACUUUCCUAAAGCAUUAAAAUGUCUUGAUGAAAAAAUGCGUUUAUUACAAAUAGAUGGAUAUGGUGAUACAAAUUCAAGUGAUGCCUUAACUUCUGAUGAAAUUACUGCUUGUUUGAAUUAUAAUUACCUUUUAGUUACAAAUAAUGAAGGGUUAACAAGACGAAUUUUUUUUUGGUUAUCAUUAUUGUGUGGCCUUUGUAGAGGAGAUACAAGUAAUUUGCAGUAUCAUAAUGUCAAAUCUUGA